Molecule: messenger RNA, 1830 nt
Organism: Clavispora lusitaniae ATCC 42720
Lineage: Eukaryota; Fungi; Ascomycota; Pichiomycetes; Serinales; Metschnikowiaceae
Source: RefSeq, a predicted model, not a curated record
AUGCGUUUCCUUUAUCCUUGUCUUCUUAUUGCCAUGGUUGCGGCCGUGAAAAGGGACAUGGACAUGGACAUGAACAUGGACAUGGACCACGAUCAAAUGUCAAACGACGCAAUUGAGCCAGCUAGCGAUGACAGCAAUCGCAUAACUUCGGACCACACAGAUUCGUCUGAUAGUGCGUCCUCCACUUUGAUUCCGGUACCGCAUUCGGUUAAGCACCAGCACGGUAUGCCUAUUCUCGAGACAAAGCUCACGCCCGAAGAAAAAUUGUAUUGGGAGUCAUAUUCGACUGAGACAUACUUUAACACCCCUUCUUCGAAACGUGGCGCAUUGUACGCCCACUUGGCGCUCUACGUAGGGUCCUACGUCUUUUUGUACCCGCUUGUGCUUGUCUUUUGGAACGUGGGCCAUUCGCUAUAUCUUCCUGCUUUAACUUUGCAUACUGGUCUCGUGGUCGCUUCUGCAUUCACAUUUUGGAUCUUCUCGGGUUCGGUCCGCGAGUUAUACCCUCAUAGCGCUUUCAAGCCUAUGACGCUUCUCCUCUUUUUGGGUUCAUUAAUGCAUUGGGCAAUCAGCGUGGUGGCAGUCGCCUAUCGCUACCUCAAUAUUGACAAUGAGUUCGACUACUUUGAGUUAGCGCAUGCGGAAGACGGGUCUUCUGUUCACUCACCCGACCUUACGUUGCGCGAUUCUAACUCUCAUUUUGAAGAUUUCGAGUUAGAAUCAUUUGGUGAGCCUGAUGGCCACUUAAAAACAUCAAAUGGUUCAAUGCUUCAACCACAGCCUUCUCGCAUGUCUCUGGUGUUCUUGAAAUUCCCUGCUUUUAAAAAGGCUACCCAGCUUGGUGGAAAGACAGCACUUGCUCUUACUGGUUUAACCAACUGGGCCCUGUUUGCAUAUUUCCUCAUUUACUUCCCAACAGGCGUGGCUACCUAUGCUGUGUAUGGUACUGAUGGCACUAUCUUCAAUCUUCUCGCACAUUUCAUCAAAGGCGGUGUCUUUUUCGUAUUGGGCUUGGUGACGUUGGCUCGCUACUGUGGUGCUUUCCGCGGUAAAGGAUGGGCAUGGAAUCACCGCUUUGUCACUGCAAGAAACGAUAACCGGGGCUGGCUCCGUUGGCAACCAAGAGGUCUUUGGACCAUGGAAUUUGUUGAGUCGUCGUUGAUUUUCUUUUACGGAUCCACUAAUGUCUUUUUGGAGCAUUUGGCUGGCGCAGGAGGUGCUUGGACCGCUAAAGAUUUGCAGCAUGUGUCAAUUGCAUUCAUCUAUUUGGGAUGUGGCCUCUGUGGAAUCUUACUUGAGAGGCGUUUGAGCACUUGGCGUUACACUAAAGCGGUGGAUAACUUGACAGCCUCGACUGAUCCAAAGGAUGUGGCCGCGGUAACCAAAGCGCAUCCAGGAUUUUCGCCUAACCCAUUCCCCAUCUUGACGAUCUACUGGACUGGAAUUCUCAUGUCGAAGCACACACAAGCCUCUGCAUUAUCUACGGAGAUCCACAUUCAAUGGGGAAAUUUGUUUGUUGUUGGCUGUGUGUUUAGAAUGAUGUCGUACCUUAUACAAGUGCUUGUUCCAUCUCAGUCUCGCGGCUUGACAGCCGCCCAUGCCCCAUUUACGGAGAUUGUUGUCGCGUUUGCUUUGUUGUGUGGUGGCUUGAUUUUCAUGGAGUCUUGCGAUCCGGUGGUUCACCUGUUUGAGUAUUACGGAUACACUUCGAUGUUCACUCUCAAUGUGUCGCUCGGAUUUGUGGCGCUUUUGAUGGCAUGGGAGAUGUGUGUCUUUUCUAUCAAAGACGCGUUAAUUCGCCGCAAAGCUCCGUCUCGCAGGGCAGUAUGA